GGACGUGGCAAUGACGUCAGGAUCCGGAAAUGACCCGGAUUCAAACUUUCAGUCCCGGCUUUGUAAAAACAUCGAACGAUCUGUGAAUUCUUGUGGAAUUUUGCUAAUAAUACAUUGAGAAUGCCUGUGUGCAUCAUUGGACACGGAUUGACGCCUUGCAGUUAGGAGUUGACAUCAGGAGGUGUAGUGACUGUUUCCACGGAGCACGGACCGGUCUAUAGUACACUACCGAGAUCUUUCAAACGUCAGACCCUUUCUCCUUGGCGUGCCCAGUGCAGGCUGGUGAUAUACAUUCGGCAGGAUGACGUGCAGGGAUCGAACCAACGAGUUCCAGUCCGCCUGCAAAUCCCUACAGAGCAGACAGAAUGGUGUUCAGCACACCAAGCCAGCCCUCAGUGCUCUCAAGCAACGCAGUGACUUCACCCUCAUGGCCAAGAGAAUAGGGAAGGACUUGAGUAAUACAUUUGCUAAACUAGAGAAACUCACCAUAUUGGCUAAAAGAAGAUCUCUAUUUGAUGACAAGGCAGUGGAGAUUGAAGAGUUAACCUACAUCAUCAAGCAGGACAUUAACAGCCUGAACAAGCAGAUAGCCCAGCUGCAGGAUCUGAUCCGUUCACGUGGAGCGCCCAGUGGCAGACACAUCCAGACCCAUUCCAACACCAUCGUCGUCUCCCUGCAGUCCAAACUGGCGUCUAUGUCCAAUGACUUCAAGUCGGUUCUAGAAGUAAGAACAGAGAACCUGAAGCAGCAGAAGAACAGGAGAGAACAGUUCUCUCAGCGUCCUGUCUCUUCUCCUCUCCACGCCAACAACUUCAAGAGUUCAGUGUUGAUGCAGGAUGAGUCAAGGAGUAUGGGGGCUGAGGUCGCCAUCAACAUGGACAACCAGUCUAACCCUCUACAGCUCCAGCUCAUUGAUGAUCAGGACUCGUACAUCCAGAGCCGUGCAGACACCAUGCAGAACAUUGAGAGCACCAUCGUAGAGCUGGGCUCUAUCUUCCAGCAGCUGGCUCACAUGGUGAAGGAGCAGGAGGAGACGGUACAGAGGAUUGAUGCUAACGUGGAGGACACUCAGCUCAACGUGGACAUGGCUCACACGGAGAUCCUCAAGUACUUCCAGUCUGUGUCCUCCAACCGCUGGCUCAUGGUCAAGAUCUUCCUCGUCCUCAUCGUGUUCUUCAUCGUCUUUGUGGUCUUCCUCGCCUGAGCAUGGAGAAAUGAUAGAUAAAGAAGUGGAGGUUGAAAAGUUCAUUGUCUUUUGACAGGUUGCGUCACUCCUAUGAAACGGUAGUCCCUUGACCAAUAGUUCAGACGGAGUCAUGCUAUCUGACAUAAGACAAUGGGAAAGGUUGGGCUGAGACGAGGGGUUGCCACAGCAACAGGACAAUGGGACAGGUGGAGUGUUAUUGAACGGUUUGGGACUUGAGGUCCAGCAGCCCAAGAAAUGAUAGUAAUCUGCUGCCUAAAGCCCUGGAGAGCGUUUCUGGACCCUAGCAGAUCUAUUCUGUUCCUACAGACAUUGAUGAAAUACCCCUAAUGAAAAGGAUAUGCUAUCGGAACACGCUUUGUAUAGUAUAAACAGAAUACUUGUCAUUCUGUUCUUUGUUACUUUAGAGAAUAAUUCAUCUUAAACAUUUAAUCAAAAAUGGCUUAUUUAAUGGUUUGAUUCUGCAAACCUAGUUUUGUUUCUUGGUAGAUUUUCUUUUACCCCUCAUGUAGCUUAUUGUUGAGUUGUUGUAAGAUAGGGUGUAAUCAACUUUCUCUCUGACAUGAGGGCCAACACAACAGACUGGAGUUUUCUUGAAUUGUAAUCAUUUCUUUCGAUUUUAGUUUUAUUAAUGAGAGACUUGAACAAUUCUCCCUCACUAUCAUUCACGCCACGCAUGACUGGAAACUAUUGUUGGUUUACUUUCUCUUUUUCUUUCAAUGUUUCUUAUUUGCCAAAAGGGUACUUUCAGUUUCAAAGAAAUGUGACAAGACACCUGUGGUCUAAGCUGUUUUAUGGCGUACAGGAUUAAAGGUGGUUUAAACUGAAGAGGACAUUCCCUUCAUAGCCCCAAUCAUAAACACAAUGUGACGAGUCAGACCUGAACAGUUUGUAACAAGUUACUUAAUACUGUUAUUGCAGAUCUAACAGUUUAGAUUGCCUGGUUUACCUGCCAGCAAGUCAGCUGGGGUAAGUCUGAAUACUGUUGCCAAUGGCUGCAUCCCAAAUGGCACUCUAUUUCCUAUAUAGUGCACUACUUUAAACAGAGCCAAAUGGCCCUGGACAAAAGUAGUACACUAAAUAGGAAAUGGGUUGCUAUUUGGGACCCUAAUUAACAGGUUGUUAUAACAUCUGUUAUAAACAUGUAGAGCUGAAAGUACACUAGUGAAGUCUCUCUACCAAACUUCCCUGCAACUUGUGCGUUUGGACCUCACUGCUUUAUUGGGGACUGUCCUAUUCAUCUUCUCUCAUUCUUACUGAGGACAGAUGUUUAUGUACAUGCUAUUAUUUAAUGACCAACCAGAACUUUUUUAAUAAGAAAACACUCCCAUUUCUUCCCUCUUUUUUUGCUAAAUGCCUGGACUUCUACAGUGUGUAAAGUGAAAAUACUGCUAAUGUAUUGGAUAGAAGUGCAUAUUAAAAAAGAACAAUGGGGAAGUUGUGCAAAGGACUAAUUCUUUACUGAGUAAGAGGAUUAUAGAAUAUUGAUAUAAUGAAUUGUUAUAGAGUAACCAUGCCAACCAAAGGACUGGAACUAAGCUAUGCAGUAGUAAUGGCCCCACAGUAAUCCACACACAAACUAAUUUAUUAUCAAGGAUCUGUUGGAAAAUAAGACCUGUAUUUUCUAGUUCAUUUUACAUGCAUUUCAAGUGUUAACGCAUUCGGAAAAUGUAAUUCACAAUAAAAAAACGAAAUAGUGUUGUAUA
Messenger RNA from Salvelinus fontinalis (brook trout), 2910 nucleotides. Its product is annotated as syntaxin-5-like. The record is from RefSeq and is a predicted model, not a curated record. Gene Ontology annotation, cellular component: endomembrane system; Golgi membrane; SNARE complex. The transcript has 11 exons. Gene Ontology annotation, biological process: endoplasmic reticulum to Golgi vesicle-mediated transport; intracellular protein transport; vesicle fusion. Gene Ontology annotation, molecular function: SNARE binding; SNAP receptor activity. The coding region runs from base 302 to 1204 and encodes 300 amino acids. Lineage: Eukaryota; Metazoa; Chordata; Actinopteri; Salmoniformes; Salmonidae.